Molecule: messenger RNA, 3126 nt
Organism: Polistes canadensis
Lineage: Eukaryota; Metazoa; Arthropoda; Insecta; Hymenoptera; Vespidae
Exons: 9
Coding region: 1-3126 (1041 amino acids)
Source: RefSeq, a predicted model, not a curated record
AUGCCUCAGCCGCAAUCUCGUCCGCGGUCGGUACUGCCGAAUAUCUCGUUGCCCAAGUUCUCCGGGGCCUUUUCAGADUGGAGGCCUUUCGAGGAAUUACUUUUCUCCAUGGUCAAAGACAAUCCGGACCUCUCACAGGUUGAGAAAAUGCAAUACUUGAGGACCAGCCUAGAGGGAGAGGCAGCUAAGGUGGUAGCCAACUUGAAACUAUCUGCAGAUUCCUUCGCGAUCGCAUGGAAUCGGUUGUCGGCCAGGCAAAAGGACUUCUCAACGGCCAACAUCACUACCCAUAAGGUCCUAUGCCAGGGCCUUGAACGUGAAGGCUGUGGCUUCUACGCCUGCGAAGACAACCUAAACGCCUGCGAAGACAUCUCAAACGCCCGGAUCAUCUCAUCAGAGGCACUAUAUCGCGUUCUGUCCUCAGUUCAAGUGCCUCAAUCAGCAGAAGAAGGAGAAAGUGGUGGCGGAGUCACGCCUGUGCUACAACUGCCAAGGCAGCCACCUCAAGAACAUCUCCUCCAGCAACAAGGUCAUCGCCGCUACGCUCAAGGUCUUCAAGCUCCCUCUCAGAGACUACACGGACAUCGCAGAGAGUCUCGUCUUUGCAGAGCUCACUGGUAUCUUCAGAUAGGAGAUAUCGAUCGUUUGUCUAAUCCAUCGCUUUCAACGUGCUCUCGAGCUCCAGUACUCCUUGCUACUUGUAAAGCUUUUGCCAUAUCUUCAAAUGGAUCGCCUAAAUUAGUACGUCUUCUCAUUGAUCCUGGAUCAGGGAUGACAUUAGUUUCUUUUAAAAUCAUAGCUAAGCUAAAGCUUAGCCGUUUUACAGGAAACAUUCCUAUUCAGGUUGUGAGCAGUACAUCUCCAGGAGCGACCCAAAGUCAAGUGUCCUUGGUCCUCCAAUCGACAUACUCGUCGUCCCGGGUUCGUCUUAAGGCAUUCAUUUUGCCAAAGAUCACAUCUCAGUUGCCGUCGUCUGUAAUAUCGGAGCAAGACUGGCCUCAUCUCAGAUCUCUUAGAUUAGCUGAUCCUGACUUUCUCACUUCAGAUCACAUUGACAUUCUCGUUAAUGCUGAUAAUCUCAGACGAGUUCUUAAAUCCUCUCGCCUUGUUAUGGGGGGCGACUCAGAGCCUAUAGCCUUCCACACGAGGUACGGUUGGGCAGUUAUAGGCGCAACAUUCAGCCCGAGCCAGGUUCAGGAAGAAGUCCCAUCUUACCCCGCGUCGACUUUGAGUCUUGCUGAAUCGCAAUGCGAGCAGCACUUUGUUGAUACGCACUCUCAAUUGCCAACUGGUCGUUACAUGGUUCGUCUGCCAUUCUCGAAAGACAUAUCCACCUUAGGGCAUUCACGGUCUCUUGCCAUGACAUGCCUUGAAAGACUUCUCAAGAGAUUCGAAACCGAUAGGCAUUUCAAGGAGACCUCCACUGAUUUCGUUAAAGAGUAUGAGUCCUUAGGACAUAUGGUUGCUGUUCCUUUCGAUGCUCCCGAGCCAUCUCGGGCGUUUUAUCUCCCGCAUGACGGAGUUUGGCGCGAGCAAAGUUCCUCCACCAAACUGCGAGUGGUAUUUAACGGUUCAGCCAAGUCUUCUUCCGGUAUCUCUCUCAAUGAUCUCAUGCACACUGGUCCGAAGACUCAAACGGACAUUUUCGAUGCAUAUCAGCUUAUGUCUAUCACGUAUGGUGCUCGCUCGGCUGCAUAUCUAGCCUGUCGCAUUCUCAGACAGCUAGUUGAAGGUGAAGGUCAUAAUUAUCCUCUUGCAAUCAAUCCUAUUUUCAAGAGAAGCUAUGUUGACGACAUAUCAGGGGAGGCAGAGACCAUUGAUCAUCUCAAUGCAGUCGCAUCUCACUCUACCAAGAUCUUAGGUAACUCCUGGAAUUCUCAGAAAGAUGUGUUUACCUUUAACGGUACCAUCUCUUUCAACCAGGCGGUCACUAAACGUAUCAUUCUCUCAGAAGUUGCUCAAUUGUUCGAUCCUCUUCGACUCCUCUCUCCAGUAGUGAUCAAAGCAAAAAUUCUCAUGCAGCAACUCUGGUUAGAAAAGGUUCGCUGGGAUGAUCAUUUCACUCCAGACAUCAUUUACGAGUGGUCUCAGUUCAGGCAACAUCUCUCUCAGCUAUCAGUCAUAGAGACUCCCCGAUGGAUAAACCUCUCGUCAAGGGGCACCUCAAUACAGGUUCAUGGCUUCUCAGACGCCUCUAUACUUGCUAUGGCAGCAGUUGUAUAUCUCAGGGUGUCGUAUGCUGACUCAUCUUUAGUAGUCAGUCUAGUUUGUUCUAAGACGAAAGUAGCUCCUCUCAAGAGGUUGACAAUUCCUAAACUUGAACUCUCAGCAGCGGCUCUGCUAGCCAAGCUGACGGGAAAAGUGAUUAAACUUCUCGACCUCUCGGAAGUUAUCACUUUUCUGUGGUAUGUCUCUUCUGUGACCCUUGCAUGGGUCAAAAAUAAUCCUAUGAGAUGGAGGGAACUCGUAAGCAAUAGAGUAGCUGCUAUUCAUCAGUCGGUACCCCAUGCUCAUUGGAGAUUUAUCUCCGGAAAGCUCAAUCCAGCUGACUGUGCAUCUCGUGGGUUUAGUGCAUCCCAACUCAUUGAUCACCAACUAUGGUGGAGUGGUCCACUAUGGCUUUUUCAGCCGCCAGAAUUUUGGCCGUCCUUGUCCGCAUCGCCUUUGAAUCCAGCGGAUCCGGAGAAGGCUAAAACGUGCUGGAUACGCACGACUCAAGAGGCGUAUUUCUCUCCAGAAUUAAGAACUUUGUCAGCAGGCCAAUCUCUUCACACACAUCACGUUCUGACGCGACUUACGGCCUUUGUCGAUCGUGCUGGAUUUCUCAGGAUUGGUGGACGGUUGCAGAAUUCUCAGCUGGAUGAGGAUAGUAAACAUCCAGCAAUACUUCCUCGCCAGUCAAAAUUCACCGACCUAUUCAUCUCCGAUGCUCACGCCAGAACCAUGCAUGGAGGAACUCAGCUCACACUCUCCUACAUUCGAAGGACCUUCUGGAAUAUUGGAGGUCGUGCUCCAGUGAAGUCCUUCCUCAAAGAUUGUCUCACUUGUGCUCGAAUACGUGUAGUAAGAGCUCAAAAACUUAUGGCUCUACUACCGGCAUCUUGUGUUCGAGACUACAGGGCUUGA